Synchiropus splendidus (mandarinfish) is the source of this 1528-nucleotide messenger RNA. RefSeq names its product membrane magnesium transporter 1 (gene mmgt1). The coding region runs from base 663 to 1055 and encodes 130 amino acids. The transcript has 4 exons. Lineage: Eukaryota; Metazoa; Chordata; Actinopteri; Syngnathiformes; Callionymidae. Gene Ontology annotation, cellular component: Golgi apparatus; EMC complex; plasma membrane. The record is from RefSeq and is a predicted model, not a curated record.
CGCCAUGCUCUUCUUGACGUCUGGACAGAGACAGGGAGGCGCACCGAGUCAAACAGCGAGAGCGACCUGACGCGGUCAGCGAGCGAGUCACGGAGCAGCAGCGUGUGCGCGCGCGUGCGUGCGGAGGCUAGUUAGCAGGCUGCUACACACCUCUCUGCGUGAGCGUGUACUUCUCCACCUCCGCCUUCAGCUUCUUCUGGAUGGCUUCUGCCAUGUCUGCGCCAACGAAAGACGGCCGAGGUUGUGAGUCAAUACAGAGACCAGUGUGGCACAGCGAGUCAAUACCGGGACCAGUGUGGCGCUCGGCGGAAGGACCGGAAGUGCCGGGGCGGAAGACGGCCAACUCUUUCACAGUAAGAUGGACGGAGGAGUGAUUCGAGUGACCGACGCGGAGCUGUGUUUCAGUGUGAAAUCCUCUGUUUCAGUGUGGAGUCCUCUGUUUCCAUAGCAAAAUCAAACACUUUUGAUUGUGGAAAAAUACACGAUUGGAAAUUGACAGAGUUGAUAAACGCCGAAUGUGGUCGGUUUUACGAUAAAUAUGUUUCUUAUACAUUUUAGAUAAAAAAAAAAAAAUCGGCAUUUGUUUAACGCCGACGUCAGGAUUGCGGUGUUUUGCGACAGUUUUACGACACCGCACAGCAGAGUGGUCGCCCAGCUCGAAGAUGGCGUCGUCGUUCUGGAAAGGUGUCGUUGGCGUCGGACUGUUCGCGUUGGCCCACGCAGCCUUCUCGGCGGCACAGCAUCGAUCCUACAUGCGACUGACCGAGAAGGAAAACGAAACUCUGCCAGUCGAUAUUGUACUCCAGACGUUAUUAUCCUUCGUGAUGACCUGCUACGGGAUCGUGCACAUCGCUGGAGAGUUUAAAGACAUGGAUGCUUCGUCAGAGCUGAAGAACAAAACGUUCGACACGCUGAGGAAUCACCCGUCAUUUUAUCUCUUCAACCAUCGCGGCCGGGUGCUGUUCCGCACCACGGAGGACGAACCCUCCUCCGAGCGCAACCAGCAGGCUCUUCCCAAUCCCUUACGGCUCCGUAAGCUGGAGCACUUGCACUGAGACUGGCCUUUGCCUUCGCCGCCGCCGCCGCCCCCUCACCUCAAUAACGUCAGAUGUUUUUGUUAGGCUUCCUCCAACCGUGUAACACUUGUACAUAAAGUCCCGCCGCUGUCCCUGAGUCCGAGCGUGCCAACCCUCAGCCCUGUGAGUCAGGACCUGCUUCACCUGGCCAGGUGGUGACCUCCACUCACCUCACCUGAACUGAACUGGGGCGCUGCUGACCUUUGUACCUUAUGAUAUCCACGUCCGACUCUUGGUUUCAUUCAGCCACACUCCUCCUCACAUUGUACACCACUGUACAAACUGAAGAGGCUCUAUUUCCAGGGCCAGUCCCCGGAAGCUCGUGGGAACAUUCACAUGUACAAUACUCCGGUCGGCUCCGCUGGGAGGAUGAUGCUGUCACACUGGCCAAGUAGACAAUUGUGGUACAUUAUUUGACAUUUUGUUUAUCAAAUAAAAGCCUACUGAUUUUA